AUGGAUUAUCUUGUCCGCUUCAGCCAGUUCCACGAGUCGUUCCGGCUGGCCGAGCUCAAGGCUCUGGCUGUUGUCGAAGGCAUCGAUCUCAAAAUUCUGGAAUACUCCGAUGAUCACCCCUUUUGCAUCAUCAAUGUCCCCUCGGCAGACGCAGCCCGCGCCCUCAUCCGCCGCGCCAUCCUCAUACAGUCCAUCCACGAGCUCUGGGGCUAUGCCCCGUCGGGCCUCUACGAGGACAUCCACGCCGACGUGCGCGCCCGUACCGAGCCCCUCUGGUCCUCCUACGCAACCUGCUCCUUCAAAUUCAUCAUCGACGCCUUCCAGCAUACGCGCACGAUGGAUGAGCGCGUCCAGCUCAUCAACUCAUUCUCCUACCUCGCUUUUCAGGGCCGCAUCGACAUGCGCGACCCGGACGAGACGUUCACCAUUUUCGAGGAUUGGCCGUUUCGUCCCGCCGGCGUCCGCCCGGAGCCGAACCCACGGCGUCUCUUCCUCGGCCGCUGGCUCGGCGGCGGCUCACGCGAGCUGUGCCGCACCUACGACCUCAAGAAGCGCGGCUACAUCAGCACGACGUCCAUGGACUCGGAGCUCGCCCUCGUGACGGCCAACAUGGCGCUCGCCGCCCCUGGCAAGAUCUUCUACGACCCCUUUGUCGGCACGGGGAGCUUCCCCGUCGCGGCGGCCCACUUUGGCGCGCUCGCCUUCGGCAGCGACAUUGACGGGCGGAGUUUCAGGGGCCAGGGCGGGCAGAGGAGCCUCAAGGGCAAUUUCGCGCAGUACGGGCUCGACAAGCUUGUCGGCGAGUUCUUCACGGCAGACCUGACGAAUACGCCGCUCGUCAGGCGGCGGUGGAUGGACGGCAUCGUGUGUGACCCGCCCUAUGGCGUGCGGGAGGGCCUCAAGGUACUUGGGUGUCGGGACCCGGAGAAGACGCCGAACGUCAUUGUUGCGGGUGAAAAGUACUGGAACUCACCCAGCUACAUUGCGCCGAAAAAGCCGUACAGCUUUCUAGCCAUGUUGGACGACAUUCUCGAGUUUGCCACCCAAAUGCUCGUGGACGAGGGCCGCCUGUCGUUCUGGAUGCCCACGGCCAACGACGAGGACCAGGAGCUCAGCGUACCGACGCACCCAUGUCUCGAGAUUGUGUCUGUCUGCGUCCAGCCGUUCAACCGAUGGUCUCGACGCCUCAUCACAUAUCGGCGCAUGCCGGACAGCCAGGUCGACCAGGAAAAGCUGGCAGUGCACAAACGUGCGAAACAUGAGGGCGUGACGGCAGAUGAACUGAACCCGUUCCGAGAGAGGUACUUCAAAGGGUUCAAAAAGGAAGAGGCAUGA
This is a messenger RNA of Verticillium alfalfae VaMs.102, 1335 nucleotides long. RefSeq names its product tRNA guanosine-2'-O-methyltransferase TRM11. The transcript is spliced from 4 exons. Lineage: Eukaryota; Fungi; Ascomycota; Sordariomycetes; Glomerellales; Plectosphaerellaceae. Gene Ontology annotation, molecular function: nucleic acid binding. Gene Ontology annotation, cellular component: cytoplasm. The coding region runs from base 1 to 1335 and encodes 444 amino acids. Gene Ontology annotation, biological process: methylation. The record is from RefSeq and is a predicted model, not a curated record.